This is a messenger RNA of Larimichthys crocea (large yellow croaker), 1097 nucleotides long. RefSeq names its product 2-aminoethanethiol dioxygenase. The coding region runs from base 114 to 875 and encodes 253 amino acids. The transcript has a single exon. Gene Ontology annotation, molecular function: oxidoreductase activity, acting on single donors with incorporation of molecular oxygen, incorporation of two atoms of oxygen. Gene Ontology annotation, cellular component: mitochondrion. The record is from RefSeq and is a predicted model, not a curated record. NCBI's taxonomy places the organism in Eukaryota, Metazoa, Chordata, Actinopteri, Sciaenidae.
UGCGGAGUGAGUCAUCUUAAGAACAGACGAUCUUUGGCGCUAGCUGAGGGGCUAACGCGCGUUGAGCGGAGCCCGGACACCGGACACCGGACAGCGCCGUUCCUCGCUUCGGUAUGAUGCCAGGUGACAGCGACAUGACCUCCAUCGUUCAGCGGAUAGCUCGGCAGGCCCUCGUCACCUACCGGAGCCCGCCGCGGCUCGGCGAAGAGGCCGGGAAGACUUUCCUGGAGAACCACGCCAAGCUGCGGAGCCUCAUGACGGAAGUGCGCGCCGCGGACCUGAAGCUCGCCCCGCGCAGAGCCGCAGACAGCCCGCACGGCGCGCCGCCGCUCCACCCCGGAGCGCCGCCGGUCACAUACAUGCACAUCUGUGAGACGGACCGCUUCAGCAUGGGGGUGUUCCUGCUGAAGAGCGGCGCCUCCAUCCCGCUGCACGACCACCCGGGGAUGCACGGCAUGCUCAAAGUCAUGUACGGCAAGGUCAGGAUCCGCUGCUUCGACCGGCUGCAGCGGCCGGCCGGCGGCCCGCAGGUGGCGCCGCCGCUUCCCCCGGCACAGAUGGCCUCUCUGUGGCGCUCCGUGCUGCGCUCCACCGGGGAGUUCACGGAGGAGAGCGGCCCGUGCGUCCUCUCCCCUGACCGGGACAACCUGCACCAGAUCGACGCCGUGGACGGCCCGACGGCGUUCAUGGACAUCCUGGCCCCGCCGUACGACCCGGACGACGGCAGAGACUGUCACUAUUAUAAGGUGCUGACAGAAGCGGAGGUCAAGCACACGGAGCAGAAGGAGCAGGAGGUCUGGCUCAUGGAGGUCUCACAGCCGCCGGACUUCUGGUGCGGAGGGGAGCCGUACCCGGGCCCGGAGGUCUGCCUCUGAUCCGGGCACCCUGAGCGGACAGACUGGGCUGAAUGAAAGCAUUCAGCGAAGCACCUGAAGGCACCACAGGCUCGACUCACCUGCACAAAGCAGGGAACACCUGGUGACGUCACGGAUGCUUCUGAUGACCUGUGAGGUGCAGGGUGCAAAUGAUGCGUUCAAGGCCAGUCAGGGCGUCAGAAAAUGGGCUUUUAUUUUGGUAUCACCCCCCCCCUUUUUAAA